Molecule: messenger RNA, 5853 nt
Organism: Spirodela intermedia
Lineage: Eukaryota; Viridiplantae; Streptophyta; Magnoliopsida; Alismatales; Araceae
Source: the annotation of a GenBank genome assembly
AUGAAGCGGCCGAAGAGCAGCGGCGAAGUGCGAGUUGCCGUCGGGGUGAGGAGGUGGAGACCGCUGCACAUGCUCCUCGGCGCGGCGGCGCUCUACCUUCUCUUUAUCUCCGUUAAAUUUCCCCGUUUCCUAGAGAUGGCGUCCAUGCUGAGUGGCGAGGACAGCUUCGUCGGCCUCGACCGCUCGGUCGCAGGGGACGACCUCAGCAAGGCCCUAUUACGUUCUACCUACAGCGAUUCAUUUCAUCGUAAGCUAGAGGAUAGCCGCAACCAGAAUGCCCCCCACAGGCAAGAGAACUUGCCACGAUGGAGUAACGCGGACUCACGGAUGGUCGUCCGGGGGCACGAGCACCAGUAUGGAAGGAUUACCUGGCAGAUCAUGAAACGGCGGCGAAAUGGAACAAAUGGUGAUGACCUUUCGGAGUUGGAACAGAUGGCGGAUGAGGCAUGGACGCUGGGGACGAAGGCAUGGGAGGAAUUGGAGAGCUAUGAGGCAGCUGGCGGCAGCGAUCAGGAGACAACUGAUGUACCUGUUUCUGCGAAGCCUGAGACUUGCCCAACCUCACUAUCUCUGAACUCGGAGGAUAUGGCAGCUGCAGGUGGUGGUGGGGAACAACUCAUGUUCCUCCCCUGUGGGCUCUCAGCUGGGUCAUCCAUAACAGUGAUAGGAACACCCCAUGUUGCCCACCCGGAGUAUGUUCCUCAGCUUGCGAGGCUGAGAAGAGGGAAUGGGAAUGUAAUGGUCUCCCAGUUCAUGGUGGAAUUGCAGGGUCUUAAGGCUGUGGAUGGGGAGGACCCCCCAAGGAUCCUGCAUUUAAAUCCACGGCUUAGAGGAGAUUGGAACCAAAGACCAGUCAUUGAGCACAAUACAUGUUAUCGCAUGCAAUGGGGCAAUGCCCAGAGAUGUGAUGGAUUGACCUCUAAAGGCGAUGAUGAUACUGGUACGAGAUUGUUCUUAUCUUUCUUUGUGAUAUCCACAGUUGAUCAUGAAUGAAGGAUGGAUGGAGUUAUUACUAGGCCAUUAAUUCUACUUUUUUCACUAGAAGGAACCCAUUAAUGUAGGCCAUCACUUCCAUUCAAAAUAAGGACUAAAGGUUUUUGGCCCAAUAGGCCCAAAAAUGGUGGGCCAGGUGUCCAAGAAGCUUAAAAGAUGGCUAGAAAGAUCAGAAGACCAUAAAAGGCUCAGAUCAGAUUUAGCCAAGAAUAAAACAUCUUAAAUGCAUCAUAGAUUAGUUGUCCCACUUUUAGCUUAUUUUCCUCCUUUUAGUUUAUUUUGAGUUCAUGUAAACACACCUUAAAUUUGUUUUAAGGCGCCAUUAAAAUGGAACCACCUUUUUAGGGGUUCUCUAAUAGAAACUCAUCCUAUUUAAAGACCCCACAUUGUAUCCUCAGAAGUAUUAUUCAAAUAUCAGGAAAUUUCUCCUUUUUUGAGAUUCUAACUAUUUGCUUGUGGAUUCAAACGCUUCCCUUGUGAAUUCAAAGGCUCCAUUUGGUAUUGUGGAUUCAGGCUCACCACCUUGUGGAUUCAAGGGUCAAAGUUUAGAGAAUUCAGGGCAUGACUCUUCAUGGAAAUUUGUUUCUUAUGGAAUAAAGGAGGAAAUUUCUCCAUGCAACUCCGGUUACAUCACCAUGGAGAAUUGGCCUUCUUCAAUCUCAGAUAAUUUUAGAUGGCCCUUUCUUCUGUACAUUUUCCAUCUUCCAAUUGAUCACAUUGAAGACUAUAGUUUUCUGCCAAAGAUUAUUUCGCCUCUAGGAAAUAGUAGGUGCUUAUAGACAGCUUUCUUUGUAGCUUACGUCCUUUGUGGAAAAAAGCUUUCUUUGCCUUGAAAGAUACUUUGGUGUCCUCUUUCUAGAAAAAGACGAUGGCACAAUUCAGAAACUAUGACUUCAAAGUGAUGCCGUGGACUGGGUACUCAUCAUCCAACUUUCCUUUGCGAAUUAUAGAAGAAAGACAUCAAAGUCAUGAUUUUAAAUUGAGGCACCUAAGUGCAUCAGCAUUCUGUGUCUUUAUUUUUUUUCGUCGAAUUUGUGGAGUGACGUUUUCUGAAAAUUUUAUAAUGAAUUACAUAAUGAAUGCUGGUGUUUUGGUUGUUUUGUUUACGUCAGCAUGUUUUCCCUGAACCUUUCAACCUUCUUUAAUUUUUUAUGUCAACAGUGGACGGAUUCAUCAAAUGUGAGAAGUGGAUACGCAGUGAUGUGGUUAAUUCCAAGGAAUCUAAAACAACCUCAUGGUUACGAAGAUUCAUAGGCCGUGCAAAGAAGCCAGAAAUGACCUGGCCUUUUCCUUUUGUGGAAGGCAAAUUGUUCAUACUCACGUUACGAGCUGGUGUAGAAGGCUUCCAUAUUAAUGUUGGUGGUCGGCAUAUAACUUCUUUCCCUUAUCGAACUGUAAGUUUGUGCUUUUUUAUUUUUCUAAUAAUUACCAUACCUGUGUAUAUCAUGGAAACUGUAUUUAUGAUAUCGUGUAGCAUUCACUGGAUUAUGCGAUGUUUUCAAAGCAUUCUAUAGUCUAGGUGUUUAUAUAGCUCAUUUAUUCUGUGAUAUGCGGUAUUAUGAUUAAUGAGGUCCUUUUUUCAGGGCUUCACACUUGAAGAUGCAACAGGAUUAUCAAUUAAAGGAAAUAUUGAUGUUCACUCUGUAUAUGCUACGUCACUUCCUAUGUCUCACCCAAGCUUUUCACUUCAGCGAGUCUUGGAAAUGUCUGAGAAAUGGAAGUCUGUUCCUUUAUCUGGUCGUCCACUAGAUCUCUUUAUUGGCAUUCUUUCAGCAACCAAUCAUUUUGCUGAGCGGAUGGCUAUAAGGAAGACCUGGUUCCAAUCUUCAGCAAUCAGAUCCUCAAAAGUUGCUGCACGUUUCUUUGUUGCAUUGGUAAUGUCAUUAUACUCUGGAUUCGUCCAUGGAAACGUUUUCUCAAUAUAUAUGUUAGCUUUUUUUCUCUUAAAGUUUAUCUUUUGAAUAAAUGCUCUGGGCUAUUUGAGAUCCCGGCAUCAAGGCUUCUAUGAUGCCUAGACUAAUUCUAAUAGGAGCAAAUGUAAACAUCUUUAAACCGUACACAAUUAUCUGUCAUUCUGAUUUGACUUUUUCCCUUCGUCUUGAUUUUGGACUUGAUGCAUUUAUGUAUUCCUUGCGGGUUUAUAAGGUUUGUUAAAAGAGAAAUGUUGUUUAAAAGUUUUUUUUUUUUCAUUGGUUGGAUCAUCCCUGUUGAUUACAUCCAACAUUAAUUGCACUACUCUAACAAAUUAAUCUCCUUAAUUAGUUGCAUGUAAAUGAUCGCUUCAAUAAAAUGGUUGAUACAAUAUUAAUGAGCUGAGGGUUUAUCACCUUCUGUUUGAUUUUUGGAAAUAGGAUAAUAAACAUUCACUUUGGGUAUUUUAAAAAACUUUAAGAAAAUUCUAAAUAUUAAACAAAUUAAUGCGAUUUUCAUUUUUUGUUUAAUUAUUUUUUGAUAAUCCCAUUUUUUACUGAAUCACAUACCGUUGGGACAGAACCCAUUUGGUGGCUGUUUUAACCCUAUUUGAUUUAGGCUUGGAGCCCUCUAGAGAUGGUUUGAGUUCAACAAUGAUAAUGGCUGGCUAUUUUCUAGGUUGGAACCUAAUUGUUUAUGGGUCAGAUCCCCUUCAAUUUUAUGUCUGUAGGUCAUUUUCUUCCAUGAGCAGGCGCUUGAUUCGUAAUGGAGUAGCCAUUCAAAGGCGCUCAACUAAUGUUAAUAGUUUGUGACUAAACUACUUGGUCCCCUUAGGUGGCUUUGCCCACUUGAUUUAAUGGGCCUGAACUUCUUGAGCCCAUUGGGUGGUGCAGCUUGAGUGACCUAAUGAGUCUGAACUCCUUGGGCCUGUUUGGUAACGGAGCCGAAAUCUAUUGGUCUGAUAAGUCGGUUUUCCUCACACUUCACAAUAGGUACCCAAAUUUUCAGUCUCAAAAGGCUAUUUCCACCUAACGUAACGGGCCUAAGGUUCUUGGGCCUAUUAUGGGACUUUGUCCCCCUAACCUAAUAGAUCUUAAUGCAUGUAGUGCUGCAGGCUUGGGGUUUUUUCAGUUGAACCGAUUUGUUUGCUAUCCCACCGAACAUACCAGGUCCCAUCUUCUUGUUAUUGGCCUUGUUGUAUAGUGGGCCUGAAUCCCAACUGGGUCCCCGUAGGCAGCUUUGACCAAUUUUGGGGGGAAAAAAAACUUUUCUUCGAGCUUAUUGAGUCCUAGGGGCCCUUUAUUUGCCAUGGAUCCUUUUUUAUUUUUUUUAUUUUUUUAUUAUCUUGCAAAGGAUCUUCUAACACACACUUGGCAUAUCAGACCUGCACUUCUUGAUUGUGUGGGCUCAUUAGGUGGAUUUCCCAAAAUAAUGUGCCUACUCAUUGGUUUUAGCCAAUUCAGCUUCGCCAUUGUUUUCCUUUUUUUCUUUUUCUUUUUUUCUCUGGGACCCUUUACUCCCUCCACUUUUUAUUUCGCUUGUUCUUGUUGGUGGUCUUUUGGGUUCUUCUGCCAACCCCUUUUCCUUUGGCAUCUUUCCCCACUUCUUGAACCCAUUUUUCCCUGCCCACAAGUCAUCCUUUUCUACGUCAAGAAUCUAAGCCUCCUUUGUGUGCAUUAGUCAACAGAGCUUCCAGCGUCUGGUGGCAGGUUUCUUCCCUUUUCUUAGUUGAGCGGCAGAAGCUUCCUUCGUAACUGUCCAUUGUGUGAUGGUGGGUUCCAUUGCCCCCCACCCCCCACCCCCCCUCUCCCUCCGCUAAUCUUUCAGAGGACCAGAAUCUAGGGGGACUAGCAGGUUGUUUCUGUUGACUUGUUGUCCAGUGAUGUUUCUCUGAGAUGGCCAAUGGCUAACUGACUUCACAGUGGACUUUCAUGUACUCAUGUUUAUCAUGCUUUUAGUAAUGUGAUUAUGCUUUCUCGGUGAGAUGUCUGCUUAUUCCAUAGCUGAUGUCAGAACCCAAGAAAAGAGGUCAAUGCGGUGCUGAAGAAAGAAGCUGACUAUUUUGGUGACAUCGUGAUCUUGCCAUUCAUAGACCGCUAUGAGCUCGUGGUCCUGAAGACCAUCUCAAUAUGUGAAUUCGGGGUGAGUCAGAUUAACUCCCUGCCUGCUUGUUGAGUGUUUCAGUUUUUAUUUUAUAUUUUUUGUGUCCCUGUGGGGAGUCCUUGAGCUGUCCAAUUCCCAUUCAGGUCCACAAUCUGACUGCCGAGUAUAUCAUGAAGUGCGACGACGACACGUUCGUUCGUGUGGACACGAUACUGGGGGAGAUCCAGAAGAAUCCCCGUAGGUCGCUAUACAUGGGGAACCUCAACCUCUUGCACAGGCCUUUGAGGAGUGGAAAGUGGGCUGUGACAUUUCAGGUAAGGUCACGGCGCUGAGCUGUCCAUACUGUGGACCUUGUUUGGUAGAUUUUUAAGAAGUCAACUGUUGCACACUUCUCGGGAGAAGUUGACUUUUAGUGUCUCUAAUUCUCUGGAACAACAGGAAUGGCCGGAGGCGAUAUACCCGCCCUAUGCCAAUGGACCUGGCUACGUGAUCUCCAGCGAUAUUGCGGCCUUCGUCACCUCCCAGCACCAGAAUCAGAGCCUCAGGGUGGAUUAUCCACCGCUUGAAUAAAUAACUGAUCCAUUUUCAUUCAUUAGUUGAGUUUAUGUGAUCUAAUUAGCGAUGUGGAUGACGUGGCAGCUGUUCAAGAUGGAGGACGUGAGCAUGGGGCUUUGGGUGGAGCAGUUCAACACGAGCUCGGCGGUGCAGUAUUCCCACAGCUGGAAGUUCUGCCAGUACGGCUGCAUGGAGAACUACUUCACUGCCCACUACCAGUCCCCCAGGCAGAUGAUCUGCCUGUGGGACCAGCUCGCCCGCGGCCGGGCCCACUGCUGUAACUUCAGAUGA